This is a messenger RNA of Lates calcarifer (barramundi perch), 1850 nucleotides long. RefSeq names its product histidine N-acetyltransferase-like. NCBI's taxonomy places the organism in Eukaryota, Metazoa, Chordata, Actinopteri, Centropomidae. The record is from RefSeq and is a predicted model, not a curated record. Gene Ontology annotation, molecular function: acyltransferase activity, transferring groups other than amino-acyl groups.
GUGAUGCUGAGCCGCUCCAGUGAGUCCAGUACGAUGGUUUGACGUAGGAACUGGGAGGGGCGGGGCUUGUGAUUCGUAUUGAGUCUCCAGUGAAUCACCGACAGAGCCGGUCUGUCUUUCAUUCAUCACCGGAACUGUGCAGCUCGCACAUCAGCCGUGACACCGUUCACCAUCCUGUCUCCUCCGACCACCGACACCAAGGACACUACCACCGGUCAUCAUCCGCGGCGGGGCUGCGUGGGAAAAAUGACAUGGAGCCUGCUAUCGUGCAACAGGGUGGUAUGCUUAUGUGUUUGCGUCAGCAUGGAGCCUACUGGCAUGAAGCACUGGAGCCAAGGAUCUACCCAGGAGACAUGAAUGAUUUUGGUGUCCAUGUUCUCAUCACUUGACCAACAGGAAAAUCUACUGAAGACAUGUUGUUUCGAGAUGAAGAUUGAUACCAGCCUGACUAUGCCCCAACUCCCAGAGGCCCUAUCCCAGGCAGGUCUUCAGUUUGCUGUGGCCACUGAGGAGGACUUUGAUGAGAUCAUGGCUAUGAGCCAGGACAUCUAUGGAGGCCUUGACUACUUGCCCACUAGAUACACCAGCUGGUUGCAGGAGACCAACCGCACAGUCAUAUUGGCCCGCAAACAGGGAAAAGUGAUUGCUCUGGAAUCAGGUGUGGUCAUUGACGAUGGUGAGACCAUGCUAGUGGAAGGUCUCCGUGUUGCCCCUCAGGAAAGGGGCAAGGGUGUCGCAGGAGUUCUUCUACGUUUUUGCUGUGAACUGGUCAAAUCCAAGUAUCCAGAGGUCAAAGUGAGCCGCCUGACCCGUGAUGACCAGCUUGGACCCAAGGACUUUCAGAAGUAUCGCAUCAUAACCAAACAGGGUAUUCUGCUGGUGCGGUUCAGAGCUGAAGAUCUCAAGCUCCGUCUAUCUGAGCUUGGUCUGGGUGGAGACAUCCAAUCCUCUUUGUCCACCAGCUCAAACUCUCCUCCAGUGCGUCUUGACCAUACAGCUAUCCACCGUCUGUAUCUGACCACUGACCUGAUGCAGGGGGUCCUUCCUAAUUCCACCAUCAUUCAAGACUGGCAGCCAUUCAAACCUUUGCCCAGUAAUAUGGCCAUCCUACUGAAGAAGGACAUUGACUGGAUGGUGGAUGAUGUGUCCAACCCUACUGUGGCCAGCCUCUGUACUUUCCCUUUCAGGGUGCCCAUUGGAGAUGACUGGUAUUACCUGAAUAUUGACAUGUUUGGAAAAGACCUGGACCUGGCUCGGCAGCAGUUCUUAUGCCACCUGCAGCGCCACACCACCAUCCUGAAGGGUCAUGUGAUGUGCCAGAUGUUCCUGGACCCACCACUGUGGAAGCCCAUGGCCGAAUUCUGCCGCAACACCUUGAGCGUGGAGCUGGUGAAGGAGUACACUGAGCAGUGCGUGGUGGAGUCAGACAUCAUCUAGUUAAAGAAGGUGGAUGGAAAGGAGUAGAAGAUGAGGAAGCCAGAAAAGAAUGAAGAUUAGGGUCUAGACAACUACGAAUGGACACAACUCAAUUACACUUAACAAAAAACACAACCCACUUUACUGAAAAGACAGAAACCAUGCAAACAAAAUGGAGUUUCUACAAAACAAAACUUUUAACAAUUCAGUGAGUUUGACUUAAAAGUACACAAACAAAUACUUGGUGUGGACAUAAAAUCACUAACAUAGGUCUGUUACAAAUACUAAAUUUGUAAUGAUUCUAAAAUUCAAUCAGUGUUAGAAAUGUGGUGACACUACUACUACCAUUUUUAAGGCUGUAAUUUUGAGGUCUAGUUAACAUUUCAUGCCCCUGGCAUAUAUAAAUCAUGGAUCAAAAACAGACAAGUGGGAAA